This is a messenger RNA of Neohortaea acidophila, 993 nucleotides long. RefSeq lists its product as uncharacterized. Bases 94 to 906 code for a protein of 270 amino acids. The record is from RefSeq and is a predicted model, not a curated record. Lineage: Eukaryota; Fungi; Ascomycota; Dothideomycetes; Mycosphaerellales; Teratosphaeriaceae. The transcript has a single exon.
AGAGGUGUUAAAGGAAGUCAGGGGAAGUUGUGAAAAUUUGUUGUGUGCGCGUUGGAAAGUCGGUGGCUGGGAAGUCUGCACGCUAACCCCGAGAUGGGAGUCACUGACACUAAGCAGCGCGGACGUCCGAGCGCUCGACCUGCUCCUCCAGUCGAAUGGUGGCACAAGUUCACCACGGCGCGGCUUAGGCGAGGAAAUGACACCUCAGGCACCUUCUACGCGUUUGGGUGCGACAUUUGGCGCUCGAGCAUCGUUCUGCACGAGAUUUGGGCAAGCUACGUGUACGAAGAUGCUCGAGGACACAGUUGGGGAACAUUGCGUUCCUCCGUGACUUCCAUGACUCUGAGCGUGACCCUUCUCCGGCGAGUUGAUCGUCGAGGGCGAGCGAGGGCAGACCCAGACAAGCAAUUGCCACUGCGUGCUUGCAUACUCAGCAGUCGCACUGGCUGUCAACGGAUGCUGUCCAUCUACAUCUGUCCUUUUGCUCUUCUCAAGCUGCAGAACUGUGAGACAAACACUUCACGUGGCUUUGCAGCAAGGUUGCUCAGCGAGCAAACGGAACCCUCACGAUUUGAAAGAACUGGCUUUGUAUUGAUCAGACUUUGCAUGAACAACCACACAGUAUUCAAUCCGUACGAAUUGGCGUUCUUCGACAUCAGAAACUCCUGGCUUGUCAGCAAUGUUGUUCUCACCGCGCGGCAGCCUGAUGAAGUGACGUUGAAGCCCGGCUUGAGCGCGCCGCCUCAAGCUCCGGAAACUCAAAAAAUUCCCAACUCACCAACACCGGACUUUAGCACGCAUCUCCAGAGCACGGCGAUCCCAGCUCGCAUGGUAGUAUUUAAAAGUGCUAAGCGACACGAAUUGAUUCUUCCCCCUCGUGUGUAUCCUUCAGCAUUUUUUGGAUGAUUUCUGGCAUUGAACAGAGCUCCCAGUCUUGGAGUCGACAAAGUCUUCAGCCUCGCUGACGCAUCACGACGCCUCAUACGCAACACC